Asparagus officinalis (garden asparagus) is the source of this 1426-nucleotide messenger RNA. Its product is annotated as myb-related protein 306-like. NCBI's taxonomy places the organism in Eukaryota, Viridiplantae, Streptophyta, Magnoliopsida, Asparagales, Asparagaceae. Gene Ontology annotation, biological process: response to auxin. The record is from RefSeq and is a predicted model, not a curated record.
UUUAUUGCACGCGGUUUUCUGAGGGAGGGAGAGAGGGAGAGAGAGAGAGAGCUAAUUGGCUGACUUUGGAGGAGGACCCAAUUGUGUAAAUGAUCCUAGCUGUCCUCAUUUGACUCCUUUCAGUCCCUCCCCCUAAAACUGAUCGAGUUGGGUCAGCGGGUCCUCCGUGUAUAUAUAACGAGUGGAAGCAAGAGCCCUUGGACCCUUGUCUGUGCCCUUCCCUUCUCAGUAGGAGUUCAGGAUUAAGAUUAAGGAGGAGGGGAGAGCAACAAGAAAUUAACCCCAGAAGAGAAAGGAAAAGGAGAUAAGAGAAAGGAAUUACAUGCGUUAAGGGGUACUGGGUGGGUUGCUAAUUGCAAAGUUGGAGACAGAUCGAUGGGGAGGCCUCCUUGUUGUGACAAGGUAGGAGUGAAGAAAGGGCCAUGGACUCCUGAAGAAGAUAUAAUCUUGGUUUCCUACAUCCAAGAACAUGGCCCUGGCAAUUGGAGGGCUGUCCCUAUUAGCACUGGGUUAAUGAGAUGUAGCAAGAGCUGCAGACUGAGAUGGACAAACUACCUUAGGCCAGGAAUCAAGAGGGGAAGCUUCACAGAACAAGAGGAAAAGCUCAUCAUCCAUCUCCAAGCCCUUUUUGGCAAUAGAUGGGCAGCAAUAGCUUCAUACCUCCCAGAAAGGACUGACAAUGACAUCAAGAACUAUUGGAACACUCACCUCAAGAAGAAGCUGAAGAAGCUUGAGAAUGGCAAUGGCAACUCAACAAUCCCCAAAGGCCAAUGGGAGAGGAGGCUUCAAACUGACAUCCAAACGGCAAAGCAAGCUCUUUGUGAUGCUUUAUCCAUUGAAAGGGAGCCUGAAGCUUUAACCAAACCCAAACCCAUUCAUGUUAAGAACUCAGCAGCCUCAUCAUCAUCAGCAACGUCCACAACGACAACCACCUACGCGUCGAGCACCGAGAACAUUUCCAGAUUGCUUGAGAAUUGGAUGAAGACUAGUCCAUCGGCAAAGAUCAACAAUGGUUCAAACAGUGCCAAUUCUGGUUCCAGCACUCAGCAGUCAGUGGCCUGUUUUGAUUCCGCAACACCCGAGGCUAGCCAGUACCAAGAAGAGAGCAAGGAGCAGGGGAAGAUGCCUUUGGAGUUGCUUGAGACUUGGCUGUUUGAUGAGAAGGGGGACUUGGUUAAUUUGGAGUUGGAUGAUUUUUAGGCAGAUCGAGUUAAAAAUAUGAUCGGUGACUUGCUUUAGAUUUGUUGUUGGUCUGAGCUUUUUCAACUGGUCCAAGGACAGAAAUUAAGAAACUGUAAAUUACGAAAAUAUCUAUUUUUAGAUAGGAUGAUGAUUCAGAAGUUGUUUUGUAAUGGGGGGAAGAAUAACAUUUGUAAGGUUUUAAUUUGAAUGAUCUGAAGAUUUCUAUUUUACAUUCUUUGGUUAA